AUGGCCCGCACCAAGCAGACAGCGAGGAAAUCAACCGGCGGGAAGGCGCCACGGAAGCAGCUGGCCACCAAGGCGGCGAGGAAGUCCGCUCCGGCGACCGGAGGCGUGAAGAAGCCCCACAGAUUCCGCCCUGGGACGGUGGCUCUCCGUGAGAUCCGCAAGUACCAGAAGAGUACGGAGCUGCUCAUCAGGAAGCUUCCUUUCCAGAGGCUGGUGAGGGAAAUCGCUCAGGACUUCAAGACCGAUCUCCGGUUCCAGAGCUCAGCCGUGGCGGCACUUCAGGAGGCGGCGGAGGCUUACCUGGUGGGUCUGUUCGAGGACACUAACCUCUGUGCCAUUCAUGCCAAGAGGGUGACGAUUAUGCCUAAGGAUAUCCAGCUGGCCAGGAGGAUCAGAGGGGAGAGGGCCUGA
This is a messenger RNA of Striga hermonthica, 411 nucleotides long. NCBI's taxonomy places the organism in Eukaryota, Viridiplantae, Streptophyta, Magnoliopsida, Lamiales, Orobanchaceae. The record is from the annotation of a GenBank genome assembly.